This is a messenger RNA of Cylas formicarius (sweet potato weevil), 1272 nucleotides long. RefSeq lists its product as uncharacterized. The record is from RefSeq and is a predicted model, not a curated record. The transcript has 8 exons. Bases 1 to 1224 code for a protein of 407 amino acids. Lineage: Eukaryota; Metazoa; Arthropoda; Insecta; Coleoptera; Brentidae.
AUGUUUCAAAUACUGACGGUUGUGCUACUAACGACAAGCUGCUUCGAGGGCUUAGUUUCGGAUUUAGAAGAGAAUAUUCGUAAUAUAUCACACUAUAAUGUUUACAAGUACGUCACAAAUUUAAACCUACAGAUCUGCGUUUUCGUUGGAAUCGGCCUGAAUUAUUUCGCGAUUUUUGUUGAAGACCGUAAAGUACAAAAUUAUUUUCUGGGAAUCUGUCACCAAGAUACUCUAGCGGAAUGGCAGUUGUGCACAAACGAAUUAACUAAGGUAAGGAAGAGGAAAUGUGUAUUUGAGUUGGGUCAGAACAGAUACCACGCUCGAGUCCACAGAAGAUUUUGCGAUUUCAAUAUAUUGGUGAAAAACAAGGAUUGUCAAUGUAUACCUACCUUAUUUGAAGAGGACAUGGAGAAAGUUGUGGGUCUACCGACAUGCUAUAUUCCACCAUUGCCGGACAGCCUGUGUAAGUACAACGUGUGCGGGCUUAGCCCCUGCGGGGUCACCACAAUCGAGGGCGCGGUGCAUAGUGUGCACUGUAACUGCAAGGGGCCGUUCUGUGAGAGCUCCAACGAAACGGGGACAAGCGCGGUUCCUGCAAUAACUUCUUCUUGGACGCCGUGGCAGCAGGAAGUUCUGGAGCGAGGAGAUGGAGAGCUUUUAGGCGCCGGCGUUAAAAAUUACGACGGCGAGAUUAUACAAAAGGCGUUUUGUGUCGACCCAUUUAUGAAAACGGGGGUGUUCGAUUGCCUAGGACCAGGAAGUAAAUGCUGCGCAAAUGUUUAUAACGAGGAAAACUGUAGCUGUCGGACCUUUAUCGAAAAUGACGAAUUAAUCCUGAGAAGAUAUCUACUUCAGCGCCCUGGAAAGUUUAGUUACGUUGACGUAAACCAUCAAUAUGAUAAUGAAGUGCUCGUUUAUUAUUCAUCCGAAAAUAAUGGAAGACACUUCAGAUACACGAGGGAAUCAAACUAUACUGAAGAUAUUGGAGAUGAGAUGUAUCCGGAAGACGAGGACGAAUCUGAUGAUGAUAUUGUGUUGGAAGAAAAGGAAAUUGAGCAUGAUGAUCCUAUUACGACAACCGAAGAAUUGGAACGGGAAGAAGCCGAAAAUGAAUUGAAAGCUCGCAAAUCUGUUGGCAUGGUGGGAAGUUUUGGCUCCCAAUUUCAACCCUAUAGCUUUUUAAUUUUAUAUGCGUGUUCUUGGUGUUUCUCCCAAAUAAUUUAAAACAACACAAGCCAAUAUUGCAACCAGCCUGUACGUUAAUAAAUAUUU